CUUCUCAACCGCCAUGUUCAUUUCAUUGUUAUGUGUAAAAUAUUUGUCUGUGAAAUUUUCUGAACUUUUUAAACCAAUAUGAGACUGCAGAAUCACUAUUGGCGUUUUGUGUUAGCGAAUGGAAUAAAAAAUCAAUGUCAAAGCUGCAUUAUAUAAAUUCUCUACAGUUAAUUAUGAUUAUUUAUUAAGUACUCUAUUUUUUUACAUGGAUAUGUCUAGCACUUUGUUCCCAAUUUCAAAGAUGGGUGGAACUGUAGUUAAUAAUACCAAUCAAAGUGCUACUGCUACAAAAAUGCUAGGGGUUACUUCUCCAAUUAGUACAGCAAUGCCUAGGGAAGAAGAUCUUCGGAAGUCUAAAGAACUGGAAGAUGUUCUUCACCAGUAUAACCUUUUUGAAUCUGAUGAAGAAUUGUCUCAUAGGAUGGAAGUACUAAGCAAAAUCAAUGAACUUGUUAAGAUAUGGAUCAAAGAUAUUAGCUUAAAAAAGAACAUGCCUCCAAAUGUUGCUAAAAAUGUUGGUGGAAAAAUUUACACAUUUGGAUCAUAUAGAUUGGGUGUACAUACAAAAGGUGCUGAUAUUGAUACGCUAUGUGUAGCACCAAGACAUGUGGAAAGAACAGAUUUUUUUUCUUCCUUUGUUGAAUUAUUAAGAGAACAACCAGAAGUGAAAGAUUUGCGGACUGUUGAAGAAGCUUAUGUUCCUGUAAUCAAGAUGACAUUUGAUGGAAUUGAGCUUGACAUGUUAUUUGCUAGACUAGCUUUGAAAGACAUUCCAGAGAACCAAGAUUUAAGAGAUGUUUCUCUCUUAAAGAAUUUGGAUCCAAAAUGUGUGAGAAGCCUGAACGGUUGCCGUGUUACUGAUGAAAUACUGCAUUUGGUACCAAAUCGUGAAAGCUUUCGAUUAGCACUACGUUGUAUAAAGCUCUGGGCUAAAAAACAUGGUGUUUAUUCAAAUGUACUGGGUUAUUUGGGUGGUGUGUCAUGGGCUAUGCUUGUUGCGAGAACCUGCCAGUUAUAUCCUAAUGCUGCAGCUGCUACUCUUGUUCAUAAAUUUUUUCUUGUGUUUUCUCAAUGGCCAUGGCCCAAACCUGUUUUGCUCAAACAACCUGAAGAAAAUAAGCUAGGUUUUGAUGUAUGGGAUCCACGUAUAAAUGUAGGUGAUCGUUUUCAUCUCAUGCCUAUAAUCACUCCUGCAUAUCCUCAUCAAAAUUCCACAUUCAAUGUCUCAUUAUCAACUAGGUCCAUAAUGCAAGAGAGCUUUAAAGAAGGACUUACAGUUGUUGAUAACAUCAUGAAAGGCAAAGAAGGAUGGUCAAAGUUAUUUGAGCCUACAAAUUUUUUUAUGAAAUAUAAGCAUUUUAUUAUUUUGACAGCAACAGCUCCUACAAAAAAAGAGCAUCUUGAAUGGUAUGGUUUAGUUGAAUCUAAAAUUAGGAUACUCAUUUCUCAUUUGGAAAGGCAUCCCAACAUCAAUUUAGCUCAUGUAAAUCCUGAAGCUCAUACUCCAUUAGAAGUGGAAGAAGAUUCAUACCAGUCUAUGUGGUUUAUGGGAUUGCAGUUUUCAAAAACUGGAAAUGUAAAUGUUGAUCUGACUUAUGAUAUUCAAGCUUUUACAGAUUCUAUUACAAGGCAAGCUACAAGCAUCAAUGUGUAUCGAAGAGGAAUGAAAAUUGAAACUAAGCAUGUCAAAAGGAAAGAUUUGUGUAAAUUUUUGCCUGCAUCUCUAUUAGGAAAAAACAAGAAAAAAGAGAAAGAAAAAAGUGGAACUUUGAACUCCACUUUGAAUGAAAACAAAUCUCCAAAAUUAUCAAUGGAAACUAAAGUAUCAGAUGAUACUCAGUUGAAUGAUUCUGACUCUUCAAAUGCUGAAAGUGCUACAAAGAAGAGGCCAUUAUCUGAAGAUGCUGAUGAUACUUCAAAUUCAAAACGCAAGUCCUUUGAUUUUAAUUGUUCUCCUAUUUUGGGCCAAAAGGAUAUUGAGCUUCCAUUUUUAGAAAACAGGGCAAAUGAUUCUGCAACUGAUGAUUCUCAGACUUGUAUAAUACUUCCUUGUGACGAUAGCAGUUCUCCGGUUCAGAAGGCUGGUUCGGAGAUGGAUGAUAGUCUUGAUUCUGAAAUGAAGAAAGAAACUGCACCUUCAAUUUCAGAUUCUUCUGGUGAUAAUGUUGAUAAUGAAGAAUCUAAACUGAAUGGAGUAAACAACACAUCCAAUGACCAAAUUCCUGGCAUAUGUGAAAAUUCUGAUGCAUCAACACAAGAAAUCAGUAUGACCUCUUGAACACAGAAGCAGAAGAGUUUCAUGGUGAUUCACUUUUUGCUGGGUUCUUCCAUGUAGGUUCUGUGGAUGAACGAGCGCCUGUAUUGACACAAGGAACCGGAAGAAAGCGGAGGCAGUCAAAAUUUAUGUAUAUUUAGUUAUUAUCUUUUUUUAUAUAUAUAAAAAAAUUGAAGCAAAGGCAAUGAUAUCACACAGUAAAAGUAUUAUUUUAGAUUUGGGGUCAGAGAGAAACUUUGUUGAAGACUUAGUUGUAACUUAACAUACAAACUAACAGAAAAAUUAUCUUGAAUAAGAGGGAGAUUUUAAUUCUUCUCAAACAUUUUCUGGAUAGCUCAUAUUGUAAAUUUAGGGAACUUGCUCUAACUUCACAAUACAUGUAUAUAGCAGCAUGUAAAAUAAAAAAAGGCUUGAAAUUCAUUCCCGCAUAUAUUCACAGAGCACAAUUCUCUCCCAGUUCAUUUUUACAACUCAGAUUUUUAAUAUGUAUAUGUAACAUUGCAAAAACAUAUUACAAUUUCUAGUAUAUAUUUUUUUCUAUGAUGGAAGAUUCAUUCUGAAUAAGAGCAAGGAUUCAAUUAGCAUUAUUUAAAUUAUUAAGUUUUAGCCAUCUUGGCUCAUUGAUUUUUUAAUUACAAGUAUUUGUUCUCAAUAUUUCAGUGUUGAAAAGGAAAUUUGUAUUAUUUUCCCCAAUAGAUUAGUAUUCAAAGUUAUUCAGGCUUUCCCAUGCAAUGUUUCAAAUGUCUUUGCCAGAAAUAAAACGUUUUUAGAGC
This is a messenger RNA of Uloborus diversus, 3048 nucleotides long. It is a transcript of the gene hrg, whose product is annotated as poly(A) polymerase type 3-like. Gene Ontology annotation, molecular function: poly(A) RNA polymerase activity; RNA binding. Gene Ontology annotation, cellular component: nucleus. NCBI's taxonomy places the organism in Eukaryota, Metazoa, Arthropoda, Arachnida, Araneae, Uloboridae. The coding region runs from base 206 to 2278 and encodes 690 amino acids. The transcript is spliced from 22 exons. The record is from RefSeq and is a predicted model, not a curated record.